Molecule: messenger RNA, 2815 nt
Organism: Vombatus ursinus (common wombat)
Lineage: Eukaryota; Metazoa; Chordata; Mammalia; Diprotodontia; Vombatidae
Gene: TPRA1
Product: transmembrane protein adipocyte associated 1
Exons: 11
Coding region: 156-1235 (359 amino acids)
Biological process (GO): G protein-coupled receptor signaling pathway
Cellular component (GO): plasma membrane
Molecular function (GO): G protein-coupled receptor activity
Source: RefSeq, a predicted model, not a curated record
AUCUGAUUCUUUCCACUCUCCAGCCUGGCCCCAGGAUUCUCUGUUCCCUUAGAGUGUAAGAAGCUGCCAGAGGCCUGCCGCUGCCAGCUGGGAGAUGCGGAGGUCAGGGUGAAGAUCAGGCUGACUUUUAGAAUCAGGGCUAGAGUCAAGGCAAGAUGGUGGACUGGGACAGUAGCAAUGCCACCUUAGCCCCAUCCUCCCUGCCCAACAUCACCAUCCCGCACCGGUGCUUACUUCUCCUCUAUGAAGACAUUGGCACCUCCCGGGUGCGGUACUGGGACCUCGCGCUGCUAAUCCCCAACGUGCUGUUCCUUGCCUUCCUGCUCUGGAAGCUGCCGUCGGCUCGGGCCAAGAUGCGCGUCACCUCCAGCCCCAUCUUUACCACUUUCUACAUCCUGGUGUUUGUGGUGGCCCUGGUGGGUAUAGCCCGGGCUGUGGUCUCCAUGACAGUCAGCACUUCAGAUGCAGCCACGGUGGCCGAUAAGAUACUGUGGGAAAUCACUCGCUUUUUCCUUCUGGAUAUUGAAUUGAGUGUGAUCAUUCUGGGCCUGGCCUUUGGUCACCUGGAGAGUAAAUCCAGCAUCAAACGAGUCUUGGCCAUCACCACAGUUCUGUCCCUGGCCUACUCAGCCACUCAGGGGACCUUGGAGAUCCUGUACCCGGAUUCCCACCUCUCCGCCGAUGACUUCAAUAUCUAUGGGCAUGGUGGCCGCCACUUCUGGCUCGCCAGCUCCUGUUUCUUCUUCCUGGUCUACGCCCUGGUGGUUAUCCUCCCAAAGAUGCCUCUGAAAGACCGGAUCUCGCUGCCAUCCCGGAGGAGCUUCUAUAUUUACGCUGCGAUUCUGGCCCUGCUGAACCUGGUGCAGGGCCUGGGCAGUGCCCUGCUCUGUGUGGACAUUAUCGAGGGCCUCUGCUGUGUGGAUGUGACCACCUUCCUCUACUUCAGCUUCUUUGCCCCCCUCAUCUAUGUGGCCUUCCUCAAGGGCUUCUUUGGGGCGGAGCCCAAAAUCCUGUUCUCAUACAAAUGCCAAGUGGAUGAGGCUGAGGAGCCCGAUGUGCACCUGCCCCACCCCUAUGCCGUGGCCCGCCGGGAGGGACUGGAUGUGCCCGUGGGCUGUUACUCCAACACUCAGAUCGAUACGGCCGCCUAUUUGGACGAUGUGGCCUCCAUGCCCUGCCCCGUGGGCAGCAUCAACAGCACUGACAGUGAGCGCUGGAAGGCCAUCAACGCCUGAGCCCUCUCUCCCUGGGCCUCCACCUCCCCUUGCCCCAGAAAGGCUUUGAGGUCCAGCAGGAGUGGGGGCUUCACCUCCAAACUCCCUAGCUCCUUCCUCGCCACGACUAGCCCUAACCCCACUUGCAGGCAUUGAGCCCCAAAUCUGAUUACCUUCUCCCUGUCUUGGCCAUACUAGCUGUGGGCGGGCAUAACCACUUCCCAGGAUCCCCUGGGAGGGAAGGGGAGGCAAGGCGGAUGGAUGACCAGAAGUCAGGGAGAAUGCCAGCCGAUACAGGAUGUCUGCAGCGGGCCUGGUGUCUCCGUGCCAAUCAGAUGGCGUGGGAGUGUGUGGGAAGCCUUUGCUUGUAGGAGAGGAGAUGAAGCCGAGUAGGAAAAGAACCAUGACAGAAAGGGGGUAGGAGAUUGGGAGAGGGCAAAAGCCAGGUGAAGGGUAUAGGGAUCAUGGAGUAGAGGGCAGAGGCCUGGCAGAAGUCUAGGAGAGAGCUGGCCAAAGUGAAGAGGAGAAAAAAGCCAAGUGUAAGUGGAGGGCAAGUGGGAAGGAAGCCCAUUGCCCCUGGAGGCUUGAGUCUUCUGAGGACGAGCAGAGGAGGGGGCCUGUUGUAUAUAAAAGCCAGAGCUGGCUGGACUUGAGGCAACCUAUUUGGGGCAGGUCUCCCCAUGCUGCUAAACACAGGGAGAUUGGGUGGCUAAGACCUCCCAGAAAGCCUUGCCCUUUCAGACCUGAGGACUACACAGAAUAGGCCUUGGGUGGGGACUACAGGUGGCUGCUUUGUGGGGAGUAGAAAUAGAGGGGGCUGUGUCUUGAGGGAUUUCUUGACGUCUCUUCCAUUGAGAGAAGAAUCUAGCCAGCUCCUGACCCAGAAGAGCUAGUGGGAGUUGGUGUGUGUACGGGUGUGUUUCUGACAGAGAACUUCUUUGGGCAUACGCCCUGGCCUUCCAGGGCCCUUCUGGAGAUCAGCCCAGGUUUGGACCUCCCCUUUUCCCUGCUCUAAGGGACCCACGGUGUUGAUGGGGAUGCUCGGGCCUUGGUGAUGGAAGAGGUGCUCGUUAGAGGAAGAGCUUUUUGGGCCUGAGGGUUUAGAACCCGACUUGGUUAAAGCCAGGGCUCUCAUCCUGCCUGGGCAUUGUGUUGAGGUCAGAGUGAGGAGGGCAUGUACCAGGUUGGGGUCAGGCUCAGGGCUUUCCCUUCUAGCUUGAAUGGUUAUUUCCAAAUCUUUGCUGACCUCUUAGGGCUGGCUCUGCUCCUCUGAAGGGCCAGUUCAAGAGGCAUCUUUCCUACCUCUCCCCCCACCCCCAACCCCCAUCUCUGGUUAAGAAACCUGAGAUCCUGCUCGGUCUCUCCUCCCCACUGCCUAGAGGUGGCAGCUCAGCCUCUCAACCUGGGGGACCAUCUGCUCCCUAAGAAAGUACCCAGCCACCAUGGGCCUAAUCCCCCCAGCCUCCUUCCCCUACUGUCUGCCACAGCGUUCAGGCAGAAGGAUCUCUUGUAUAGAGCCGCUAUGUUGUGCAUAUUUUACUGUUCUUUCUUUGUUUUUAAAAGAAGAAUUAAGAAUAAGGGGGAAAACAGGCUUUGAAUGA